Clarias gariepinus (North African catfish) is the source of this 2100-nucleotide messenger RNA. RefSeq names its product serpin peptidase inhibitor, clade H (heat shock protein 47), member 1b (gene serpinh1b). Gene Ontology annotation, cellular component: endoplasmic reticulum. NCBI's taxonomy places the organism in Eukaryota, Metazoa, Chordata, Actinopteri, Siluriformes, Clariidae. The transcript is spliced from 6 exons. The record is from RefSeq and is a predicted model, not a curated record. Gene Ontology annotation, molecular function: serine-type endopeptidase inhibitor activity. Gene Ontology annotation, biological process: negative regulation of endopeptidase activity; collagen fibril organization. The coding region runs from base 218 to 1435 and encodes 405 amino acids.
CCACCACAAACCUUCCAGAACUUUCUUCCAAGCAGUAUAUAGACCACCAGAAACUGCUGGUUUGCAGCACAUCAGCAGGAGAUCAUCAGCAUCAGAUCAGAUCAGACCAGACCGGACCAGAGCAUCAGAGCAGCUGUGAAAGAAUGAAAAUCGAAAUCUUUGACAACACUAUGAAAACCUUUCAAGCUUCCCAAUAUUGCCCAGGCAUAAAGCAAGAAUGUGGGUGACCAACCUCGUUACUCUGUGCCUUUUGGCCGUAGCCUCCUCAGCUGAGGAAAAGAAACUCAGCAGCCAUGCGACUUCCCUGGCUGACACCAGCAGCCACCUCGCUUUUAACCUGUACCAUACCUUGGCUAAAGAAAAAGACCUGGACAACAUCCUGUUCUCCCCUGUGGUGGUUGCAUCCUCUCUAGGCUUGGUUGCCCUUGGUGGAAAAUCCACCACUGCCUCACAGGUCAAAAGUGUCCUAAAGGCUAAUACGCUAAAAGAUGAGCAUCUGCAUACAGGACUGUCCGAGCUCCUGAGCGAGGUCAGUGACCCCAACUCCCGCAACGUCACCUGGAAGAUCAACAACAGGCUGUAUGGCCCCAGUUCUGUCAGCUUCGCUGAUGACUUUGUGAAGAACAGCAAGAAGCACUACAAGUAUGAUCACUCCAAGAUCAACUUCCGUGACAAGAGAAGUGCUCUCAACUCCAUCAAUGAGUGGGCCACCAAGUCUACAGAUGGCAAGCUGCCAGAAAUCACCAAGGAUGUGAAGAACACAGAUGGUGCCAUGAUCGUCAAUGCCAUGUACUUUAAACCUCACUGGGAUGAGAAGUUCCACCACAAGAUGGUUGACAACCGUGGGUUCCUUGUGUCCCGUUCUUUUACUGUGUCCGUCCAAAUGAUGCAUCGCACAGGUCUUUAUGGCUUCCAUGAGGACAAAGAGAACAAACUGUUUGUCCUUAACAUGCCUCUGGCCCACAAGAAAUCCAGUGUGAUUUUCAUCAUGCCCUACCACGUGGAGCCCCUGGAGAGGCUGGAGAAGCUUCUGACACAAGAUCAGCUGAACACCUGGAUGAGCAAGUUGCAGGAAACUGCAGUGGCCAUUUCUCUGCCCAAAGUCAUCAUGGAAGUCAGCCAUGAUCUCCAGAAACACCUUGGAGAAAUUGGUCUCACAGAAGCAGUGGACAAGUCCAAGGCUGAUCUGUCCAACAUCUCUGGCAAGAAAGAUCUCUACCUCUCAAAUGUCUUUCAUGCAUCUGCAUGGGAAUGGGACACAGAGGGUAAUCCAUUUGACGCCAGCAUCUUUGGCUCAGAAAAGCUCAGGAACCCCAGGCUGUUCUAUGCUGACCAUCCAUUCAUCUUCCUGGUUAAGGACAACCAGACCAACUCCAUCCUCUACAUCGGAAGACUAGUUAGACCAAAGGGUGACAAAAUGAGAGAUGAAUUGUAGUGUGAAUAUGCUGAUAAUAGUAGCCUUUUUAAAAAUUGUUCUUAAUAAUUUGUUAUAAGUUGUAUUUUUUUGUGGUAUGACGAUUACCUCAUGGACACAAUUCAGCAGGUUGUUUAGAGCUAAAACUAAAAGCCACAUUUAUUCAAGUAAAUUUUCGAGCUGAACCAAAGUUUGACAGUAACUAGAAAAUGGCAGAAGAAUUCCACUUGAGAGAUUAGAUAUUAAGGUUUAUCCACAGGUUUGAUAUCAACUGGACUAUGUGUCUUAUUAAAUUUUAAAUUGUCCAUCUGAAUAGAUGCUAUACUUAUAUUAAGUAUGCUAGCAUUCAUGUUGGCCUGUGUGAUUGUGAUGUAUUUUUUAUUCUAACUCUCGUGAGUUCAUGUGACAGCUGUGUGGGUUCUUUGACUUAUCUUUAAUGUUUAAAGAGAAAAGGAUUUUAUGCAAAUGUUCUUUGAAUGCUUAUGUUAUUCAAACACUCCAGCUCAAUCCAAAUUUGAUUUCACUGCCUUGCCUUCUGCACUGACGCCCUUUUUAAAGCCAUGACAGAUGAGGUCAAUUGUUAUAUUAUUAUGUUUGAAAUCAUGCUUAAUGUACAAAAGUUGUGUGGUGCUCAUUUCUUUUUUUCUUUCUUUUUAAAUAAACUAUUAAUAAAGUAAUUGCCUUUA